Messenger RNA from Phragmites australis (common reed), 1798 nucleotides. RefSeq names its product aspartic proteinase Asp1-like. NCBI's taxonomy places the organism in Eukaryota, Viridiplantae, Streptophyta, Magnoliopsida, Poales, Poaceae. Gene Ontology annotation, biological process: proteolysis. The transcript has 9 exons. Gene Ontology annotation, molecular function: aspartic-type endopeptidase activity. Bases 233 to 1609 code for a protein of 458 amino acids. The record is from RefSeq and is a predicted model, not a curated record.
GCCCUUUCCAUGCAUCCUUCCUGGCUUGCUGCUGCAACCAAGAAAGCCCAGAGAAGCUUCUUCCACUGCAAUACAUCUGUUCUCCUCCUAUAAAAGCCUCCCUCCUCACACCACCCUUCUCUCACCAUCAACUCAACUUUCUCACAGCUCCCAAAAAAAAAUUAAGAGAAAGGGGAAGGGGGAAAAGACAAGAAGCUGCUCCCUCCCUUGCUCCCCUCCGACUCUCCGAGCCAUGGCUGCGAGGUGGGGCCCGCCAGCCGGCCUCGUGCUCCUGCUGCUCGCGCUGGCCCUGGCUCCGGCGGUGCAAGCGGACAAGCCGGCGAGGGGCGGGCCGACGGGCGAGGAGCCGGAGGCGUCAUCCGCCGUGUUCCAACUCUACGGCGACGUCUACCCGCACGGCUUGUACUACGUGGCCAUGAGCAUCGGCAACCCGGCGAGGCCUUACUUCCUGGACGUCGACACCGGCAGCGACCUCACCUGGCUUCAGUGCGACGCACCCUGCGUCAGCUGCUCCAAGGUGCCACACCCGCUCUAUCGACCUACAAAGAACAAGCUGGUGCCAUGUGUGGAUCAGUUGUGUGCAUCCCUCCACGGUGGACUGACCGAGAAGCACAAAUGCGACUCAGCGCAUCAGCAAUGUGACUAUGAGAUUAGGUAUGCUGAUCAGGGGUCAUCCAUUGGUGUGCUGGUCAACGACAACUUCACGCUGCGCCUCACAAACACCUCUGUUGUUUGCCCCAGUCUUGCAUUCGGGUGUGGGUAUGAUCAACAGGUCGGCAGCAGCAGUGAGGUGGCGCCCACUGACGGAGUGCUUGGGCUUGGGAGUGGAUCAAUCAGCCUGCUUUCACAGCUCAAGCAGCAUGGGAUCACCAAGAACGUGGUUGGCCACUGCCUCAGUUUAAGAGGAGGGGGUUUCCUCUUCUUUGGGGAUGAUCUUGUACCUUAUUCACAUGUAAUGUGGGUUCCUAUGGCUCGCAGUGCAUCCCGGAAUUACUAUUCCCCUGGCUCAGCAAGUCUGUACUUUGGUGGCCGGUCACUAGGUGUUAGGCCAAUUGAAGUAGUCCUUGACAGCGGCAGCUCAUUCACCUACUUUGCUACACAGCCAUAUCAAGCGCUUGUCACCGCACUUAAGGGUAACCUAAGCAAGACACUGCAAGAGGUAUCUGACCCCUCCCUGCCUCUGUGCUGGAAAGGGAAGAAACCAUUCAAAUCCGUGCUUGAUGUCAAAAAGGAGUUCAAAUCAUUGGUUUUGAGCUUUUCUAGUGGCAAGAAGGCACUCAUGGAGAUCCCUCCUGAAAACUACCUCAUUGUCACUAAAUAUGGCAAUGCAUGUUUGGGCAUCCUCAACGGAUCAGAGGUUGGCCUCAAGGAUCUGAACAUUCUUGGAGACAUUACAAUGCAGGAUCAGAUGGUGAUAUAUGACAAUGAGAAAGGGCAGAUUGGAUGGAUUCGUGCACCCUGUGAUAGAAUCCCCAAUGACAAUACCAUUCAUGGAUUUGAGGAAGGUUAUUGUUGGCCUCAAUUCCCCGGGAUCGUUGGUCUUCAGAAUGAAGAUUGCCCAGCCUAUUACCGUUCAAAUAAAGAGAGAUUAGCAAGGGAAGGCCACUAGAGUGAUGAAAGGAACAGAAAGGUGAUCAUCUGAGGGAGGCUGCACACAACAGUUAGGAACAUGUAUUCUUUAGGAAAGAGAAAAGCUAGUCACGUGUAAACAUCAUAAUGUUCAUAUGAAAUAUAAUGAUCACCUUAUGAUACACCUCUCGUAUUCAACAUAAUCGUUUGAACUUGUUGCACUCUUCAA